AUGAUGGGACGUUUUGUUCAUCUUUUUACUCUGUGUGGAUUUUGUCUACUUUUCUUGCGUAGAGAGACCUGUGCAUAUAACUUUGAAAUCGGUUACGAGUAUCAUUAUGAAUACAAAGCCGACUCAGUGGUAUUAGCGGACUUCCAAGUGCUUACCAUUGUCAAGUUCAGUGUCCUGCCACUAGUGAGAAACAAUGGGUCGCUCCUCUGUCAGAUACAUUUGGAUAGCUUCACACAGUCAGCUGGUGGAAAAACUAAGAGCAACCCAGCUGGAUGGAACUUUGCAAAAGGAUUCGAGUUUGAGCUUUCUGAAGAUGGUCUAAUUAAAGAUAUAUGCCAUCACAAGGAAGAUCAUCAUGAGGUCAUCAAUCUUAAAAAGGUCCUUGCCAGUGUGUUUUCAGCCAUAGGAAAGCCUCAGAGUUUAAGUAGCCAGGCUUUUAUCAACUGGGAAUACGACCACUCGGGAUACAUACAUCAUCGUUAUGCAAUUCAGAACUCUGCCUUGGGCUAUAAAGUGCAUAAAUUUCACGAGAGUGACGGGCAAGUCUAUAGAAAACACGCCAAGACUUUACAUUACACCAACAAUGGAGUUAUUGAAUUUAUCAAAGCAGACGACAAAGUUAUUCUUCAGAACAAAAAUAAACACAAGAAACAGGAAGUAAAACAUUCUGUCCCUGGUGAAAAAGAAAUAGAAGUCGAAUCCAGUGGAGAUGUAAAUGACAUUGAAUCAAACACAGCAACUGAAGUACGUCUUGUCAAUAAAGUAAAAAUUCACAAAGUAGACAAAUUAAUACGCCUCGACAUAAAAUCCAAAGUAAAGGACAUCAUUGUUGCUAAAAAGGAAAAAUCUGAAAAAGUUCAUUUGGAAGAUGUAAAAGUUCAAGAAGUUCUCAAAUCCAAAGUAGCCUGUAUUCAGUCUAACAACGAUGAAGUUAGUAGAAAUAGAACUGAUUGUUUUGCUGAGCUGGUACAGCUUGUAGACCGCCUCUAUAAAGAAGACUACGAGAAACUUGCUACCAAAGAGCUAUCGCAGUGGUGUCAACACAACGAUACGAUGUGUGUUUCACGUAGAAACGUCUUCAUUGAUCUUUUAUUGAUGAAGGGAGACAAUGUUACUCAAGAUCUAAUCAUUCAACAUUUCUUCCUAAACAAAGAUGUCAACGAAACCGAUCUCUUUCGUAUUUUUUUCCAUGUUGCAAACCUGCGAACCCCAACUUUGGCGUUUUUAAAAGCUGUAGAAGAGCUAUGUCUCGGGCCAAACAAUUCAAAUAUAGGUUUAAUGGCUUUGACAAAAAUCGAGAAACAUGCGUGUUUAGCCUUGGGAACAUUGAUAAAAACUUUUAGAAACAAUUCUUUGCUUAGUGAAAAGACGGACACGCUUUUAGAUUCAUUACAGCGGUGGCUGGCUCCCCACAAUCAAACUCAGUAUACAGAAUUUCGAAACAAAAGAAGACCACGCCGAUCAGUGGAUGGGUUUGAUCGCGAGCUACAUAAUUACACCUACUCCAAGAUGGUCUUGAUUCAUGCUCUGGGAAACACUGGGAGUUCCAGGGACCAUCUUCUGACCUACAUGCAACCUGGAGAAGGAGACAACAGCUGGAGAAGGGCGGCGAUUCUAGCAAUGAGACACUUUAAAUGUGUGGAGAGUUCGACAGCUCUGCUUAAUUUGGCGGUCAAUGAUGGACAUUCUGUUGUAAAGCUACAGGCGUUGGAACUAUUUGAGAAACAUCCUUUAUCAAAUAGAAGUAUUCCAGAGCAUAAGGAUGUUUUAUUAAGUCGUUCUUACAACUAUAAGACUCUAAUGAGGGUAAAAAGAGGCAUUCUUGACGUGGAAUUCAAAGAUGGAAUCUUCUUCUCAUUGAAACUUCCUGGCAUUCAAUGGACGAAAGAACUCGGCAACAGUGCCCUUGGAGCAGCUUUUGGAAUUAUUUUAAAUAAUGAACUAGAAGUAGAAAUAAAACCUCUCAGUGGCCAUGCCAUGCUUAACGUGUAUGAUGAUGUUUUUGCCAAAGUAAUGUUGGGCUGGUUUAACGUGGAACAAUAUCUUUUUCGAGCACACGCCUGUUACAGAGGCCAUGCAGGAUAUGAUAUCAAUAUACUAAAGGAUUUUGGAAUAAACGGUAUCGAGGACCUUGCUUUGAUAUUCGACAGGAUUGUAAAAACGAUAGUCGAUCCAGUUGUUAAAGUUGUGCAGGCGUUCAAGACCCUUAUUCAAGUAUUUGACAAAGGCAUUGAAUAUAUCGUCAAUAAAAUUAUAGAAGUGGUCAAGAACUUUCCCCUUAUCCUGGAGAGUAUUGUUCAGAAAGCCGUAGAUGCAGUAAUGAAAGUUAUUGAGUACGGAGGCGUUCCCUGGAUAGACCAGAUUAAAAAAAUUAUCAUCAAAGCUAGAUACUUUGUUGAAGACAUCAAAGAAGAUAUUACCAAUUUCUAUAGCACCAUUGCUGAUGCAAUAACGGUGACACUUCCAUACGUUGGCAAAAAAUUAUUUGAUUCGGUGGCAUCAAUAAUUUCGGCAUUGAAAAACUUCUUAUCAAAUCCGGUGCAAUCAGUCACCAUCUUUGGAAAAUCAGUUUUAGACAUAAAGCUUGCCAUAGGCAUGUUCCUUGAUGUUAAAAACAAAGUGAUCGAGACUUUAUCUUUUUUAAAAGGUGGAACCCCUUUCUGGAUUGACUAUUGGGAAGAUUUUAAAGAGAUACUUGGAGAUGUUCAAGAUCUAUUUCGACUCAUUUUUGAAAAGGAAAACACACAAUCUACUGUGAAUCUUGAAGAUGAGCUUUCAACUGCACUUACAGAUGGAGUUAAAAUGACGAAGGAGGAAACAAACAUAUUCAUUGAAGUUAUCAAAGACUCGUUUGGAGAACUAACGAACCAGCUGAAGGAAUCUUUGAGUGAUUUAGUAUCUCCGUUUUUCAAAGCAUUUAAUUCCGUAUUCAAUGCUAUAAAAGCAGUGAAAUCUGGCUAUACAUCGAUAAGAGACACAUUUAUUAAAAUAAAGAACAUCGUACAGAAAAUAUUUGGUUCCAAAUUCCAUAUUACAUUUCCCAAUCGUCGAAGACGUGAGGAUUCAACCUGUGGUGUUGGUGUUUGGCCAACCAAUCAACAGAACAGGUAUCAAACACUGGGGGUUGAUGUGCGGAUAUCUUACCAUUCAGAUAUUCGAUGUCCUGUCAGUGGCGAGGUAUUCAGAGAGGACAAGAGAGUUAGAAUUUUGCCAACUGAUGAGGAUUUUAUUGACUUUGAAAUCAUUAUAGAAAACAUUAUUCCGACAUCAAAUAUUUCAACAAGUGGACAGUUUCUCAUAGCUGGAAAAGACAUCAUCGGAAAAGCUGAUCAGUCUCCAUGUGAACACAACUGCAUCCAUGUUUCCGUUCGUAAAAAAUCAUUAACCCCGAUGGCGGAUUCAAAAUACGAAUACAUAGACCCAUCUCCCUUCCUUGACCAUUUGCUUCCAACUCCUCAAUGGAUUUGGGAUUGCCGGGACUAUACCUAUAUCAACUUUAUAAGCGUCGUUUCAGCUGACGCAGGCGAAGAAGAAUUAGAAGAAGAAAAUGAAGAAAUACCUCGAUCGGAUUCCCCACAAGAUCCAGGAAGCGAGUUCCCUCCGGUGGAACCAAAUUACAGACCUCCAGAAUUCGAAGUUGCUGUUCCAUCCGAUCCCGUUGCCAUGACUGCGUGGAAUAAUUUCAAAAAUGGAUUUAAAGGUUUAGUUGCCAAUUUCAAAGACAUCGCCAAACAACUUUUCGAUUUUUCAAACAACAGAACUGGACCAAACCUUUUGGACCUUGUGGAUGUAAACAAAUACACUCUUGGUAGAAUUAAUGAGCUACUUGGAGAAAAUGUCGCAACAGAAAUGAAAAUAGUUUUUGAUAAACUCCAACAGCUUCGAUCUUCAAUUUCUGCUCAGAAUCUAGAUGGCUUGUCCAUGUCAAAGCUUCGAUCCCUACUGUCGGCAAGUUAUAGUUCAAAUUCUGGAGCAAAAUCCAACAUGAUAUCAAGGAUUUUAUCAAGAACAGAACAAGAUUGUCCAUCAUUUUUAAACAGACUACCAAAAGGUCCUGGUAAUGUUUGCUUUGUACAUCGAAGUUGCAACGAAAUUUCAUGUGCUGUUUUGCUUUCCUUUGCCAACAAAAGAGUAAUGACAACAUUCAGCAUAAAGAUGGACAACUGUUUAAAAGAACUUGAGAUAACCACGCAAUCAACUACAACUGUAAUAAAAUUCGAAAAUGCUGAGGAAAUAGACGAAAGGGUCAGACUUCUUGCUUUGUCGACACUGAUGACAGCAGAUCUUGUGGUGUCAAUUUCUUUCCUUUGGUCCAACCCCGUAGUUUCUUUAAGUGCAGAACUUUGUGUAUCGGAUUAUAUAAGUUGCCUUAGUACGAUACCCGUAAUGCUCAAUUACGAACUUGAGGAAACAGAUUGUUCUCAAGAUAACGCUGGUAUAAUAUUACCAAGCAUGAAUGACAUAACUGUCGAAGACUUUAUAGCAGAUCUUUCAGAUCACCAUCUCCUAGAUCGUGAAAUACUUAAAGUUUUGGAUACCAUUAGAGAAGCUAUGAUAGACGAAUUAAUAAACGACCCAAGAACACUUUUAAAAAUUAUGGGGAAAGAAUUCAAGAAUAAAAUUGACUUCUGUGCAGACGUGGAGAUACCAUUUCCUGUAAUAGAUUUUGUGUUUGUCGACAGUGACUUAUAUCCACCAGUAUUUAUAAUGGUUGGGCCUGUUCCAAUCUUUUUUGAAUUUGGAGCUGCAGCAUCUGUUGGUUUAAAAAUAGAAGUAGGACUAUGUAUUCUGAGUUUCAAAGCAAGAGCAACAUUAAUACCUUGGGCAGGUGCAAAAGCAUGGGGAGGUGCUUAUGUGCAAUUUUUUCUGUUUAAAGCUGGUAUAAGAUUAACAGGAUAUCUCCUUGAAACAAGAUUUCCAAUUACAGCAGAAAUCACGUAUAAUAAAUUUCCUUUAGAUGUCAAGGGAAGACUUGAUAUCACACUGGUACCUCUGCGAUUAAAGCUGGAAGCUUAUUGUAUGUUGGAAUUCAAAAUUUGUGUUUGGAAAUGUAUCAAAAUUACCAUAACGAUUUUCCGAGGCACUCUUUGGACAUUUUCAACAAAACCAAUUUCUGGUAACAUUUUCACCAACAUAAACGAGGAAAAGGACACCUCUCCUCCACAGUUCUCUCCUCCUGGUGUAACCGGUCCAAAAAGUCGGCGAAAACGGGAAACAACGGGAAAUUGUCUCAUUAAACAAAUGACAGGUCGGAAUCAUAAAGACCCUGCUUAUGAGCUUCAAGUUGCAGCAGACGAUGAUAGAAGUAACCUGAAAUUGUUUUAUGCUAUUGGCACUCAACAGGGUGGCACAAAUGUCCUUGACUUUACAGAAAUGGGUGGAUUUUCUGUCUUAGUAGCAACUGAUGACUUACCGAACGGAAUACCUCUAUACUGGACAGUGAAGGCAGUGAACAGUCAAGGCUCUGAUGCUCGCGUGUAUUGCAUGCUUCAAACGUAUGACAAUACAUUACCUGACGGACGAGUUGACCCUUCUUAUAAAUACAGUUCUCACCCGAAUGUUUUAUCAGGUACCAUCAAUGUUUUUGAUGAUUCCCUGUUGCAACAAACACAUCUUCAAGCAAUGGGAUUCAGCUCUGGAAUGUACGGAAGCGAAAUCGUAUCAUGGAAAAACCUAACGUUGGGUUCAACGACACACAGGGUUGGAAUUAUGAACGAUUUGAAACAUUUUAGUGUUCCUAAAGAUGGUCGACUAACAACCCAACCAUUUGCCACUCAUUUUACCCAUACAUCACAUGAAUGUGCAACACAAUGUAUCAAUGCUGGAACAAAAUGUGUUUCAUUUGAUUACGCAUAUUUUACGGAGUCGUGUGAGCUCCAACAUGUAGUAGAAGGACCAAACGCAAAACUACGUGUAAGUGGUACUUAUAUGAACUACGAAAGGCUUGGAGUAGGAUAUAACUCCUUUGAGAGGUACGAGAACCUUCCUCUUGAACAUGGUAAUGUAUAUUUUAUAAAUGCUAGGAUAGGAAAUGUUCUUGGAUAUGUUGGAUACCUUCAUUCAUUUGGAACAAUGGUUGACUUCACAUCACCAAUGACUGGUCCAUUGGGUACUGAUUUUCAAGAAACAACUUCAGCACAUGGAUGUCACGCUUCAGUAGCACAGCGUUGUGUUGAAGUUACCUGGAAGGAAAAUCAUAGGCACAUUAUUGAUGGGCAAGGAGCAUCGACGGUGUUUAAUGGUCAUACUCCGCUUGUCGAUAAACUGUAUACGAAAUCUAAUCACUACAUUUCUGUCAAUUUCGAUGGUUUCCAUGAUGACGAGUCUGGUAUAUAUCAAUACUCGUGGGCUGUCGGGCAGUCCGUUUGUUCUCAUGAUGUGGUUAACUUUUCUGAUCCACAUGAGUUCCUACACAGCGCAAAACACUGGACUCACAAUGGAUACGAGAAAAAUCUUCAUUUAUCGGAUGGGAAGUACUUCAUGACAGUCCAGUGUCUGAACAAUGUGGUAUUUGGUGGCUCCUUAGUUACAACGGUUUGUCACAGAUUACCUAUUACAGUGGACACAACUCCCCCAUAUUUUGAUGGAGUUGAACAAAUUUAUUUUGACGAGCACUUUGAUAUUUUGGCAAUUUAUUAUAAAGCUGGAGACAAUGAGUCUCAAUUGGCCAGCGCGGACUUUGGAUUGGGAAAAACGAAGUACGACGUUCUCGUAAGGAAGUAUUCCUAUCACCCUCCGAUGAAUGGGGAUGAUCAUCCAUUCAUCGUGAUAGAAGAACUGGAUUUACAAGAAGGGAUUCCAGCAUGGCCACGAGUGAGAGUAGACAAUGGAGUGGGUUUGUUUAAAGCGGGUAGUGGUCCAGAGCCUAUCUUGAUUGACAGAUCACCGCCAAUAGCCGGUAACGUUUUGGAUGGUGAUGUCAUCCAUCACGACAUAAUGUACCAAUCCAGUGACAAAGAAAUGUGUGCUCAGUGGACAGGUUUCUACGACCCUGAGUCUGGCAUUGACCAUUUUCGAUGGGGAAUUGGGACGAAACCCGAAGUAGACAAUGUGAUGGCUUUUCGUAAUUUCUCCCACAAUACGAGACAUGCAUGUGUUGACAUUGUCCUACAGCACAACACAAAGUACUAUUCCACUCUGAUUGUCUUUAAUGCAGCCCUCAACUCCAAGGAUUCAAACAGUUCUUCUGAUGGAGUUCUCGUUGAUACUACUCCACCAGUCCCAGGUUAUGCUGUUGAUGGUUCAAACUUGAAUGGAAAUGUGUUAUUUUCAUCUGAAACAGCAACUAAAAGUGUUUCGUGGGACAAUUUCACCGAUCCAGAGUCUGGUAUUCAACACUAUGUUGUAUCAGUUUACGUUAAUGAUGUCAAGGCAAAAACGUUUGUCCCUAUGGAAAACAUGCUUAUGACUGACCACUCUGUCAGUAUGGAGCAUGAUGAUAAAGUGAGAUUUGAAGUGGAAAGCUUUAACAAAGCGGGUCUUUCUGUGGCUGUUAGCACGGACGGAUUCACCAUCGAUCACACACCGCCAAAUUUAGUUCUUAUUCAAGACAACAUGCUUGGAUUAAAGUAUCAAACUGAUGACAGCAAUUUAAACCUGCGAUGGCAAUUCGAGGACAACGAAUCAGGGAUAAAAGAGUAUCGAUAUUCAGUUUUUGAGUUAAUGCAUGGGUUGAAAAAGCGAGUUUGGCCGAAGACAGCUAUGUAUAUUUCAAUAUCACCAAGUUUGACAUCACAACCAACAGAAAUUGAUUUUAUUGAACAACUCGUCUCAGGUGCUACAUACUCAGUUCACGUCACUGCUAUCAACCAAGCACAACUGUCAACAGCUCACGAAUCACACGGUGUAACUAUUGAUCCGACUCCACCCAUCAUGUUUAAGGUUCAUCUAGGAUUGUUAGAUGAAGAUGAGGAAAUUGAAGACGGAUUUCUUCAGCAUGCAAAUUCACAAUCUAUGAGAGUAAGUUGGAUUGGAGAGGACCCAGAAAGUGACAUUGGUAAUUUUUUUGUUGCCAUUGGAACAAGCAAAGGAGAUGUAAGCGUGACAGAUGGCUACAUUGAUAUGGGUAAAGAAACUUCUGCUGACAUAAAAGUAGAUUUGCAGACGUUUUUUGACUCGGGUAUAAUAUACUACGUAGCUGUCAAAGCCGAAAAUGGUGCGGGCAUUUUAUCCAACCCAAUGUUUUCCAAGCCAAUAAAAAUCUUAAAAGAAAAUAUACCAGGAGUGAUUUACGAUGGUCGUGAACAUUACGUAGACGAAGACAUUACAAAUGAUAAGUUUAGUAUUGCAAUGCAUUUCCAGGGCUUUGAAAGUGAAGCGUGUAAUAUUAUAAAAUAUGAAUGGGCAAUUGGAUCGCAACCAUACCUUUCCGACAUAAAUGACUAUACAGAAUACGGCCUUGUUCACAACGAAACUCACGGAAAAGCACAAACUCAUGUUCAAUUGGGAGAAAACAAAACUUAUCAUGUGACAGUGAGGGCAAAAACAGGACAUAACUGUCAUGAAGAAUAUAUCGUAUCAACAUCUGACGGAAUAACUACCGAUUUCAAUCCUCCAAAGAUAUCGGAUAUUUUACCACAGAAUAAUGAAGGACACCUUUUUGAUUUUGAUUCUCAAAGUUUUUAUCAGACAUAUACCGAUUCAUUUGAAUACAAAUGGAAUGUAAGUGAUAUAUCAACAUUAAGAUAUUUGAAUUUCUCAAUCGGAACACAACCGCUUACAAGUGAUGUGGUUUCUAUAACACCAUCUACAGAACCAAAAAUUGAACCAGGUUUGUUUUCUCCAACAGCUGGAGAGUCAUAUUUUGUUACUGUUUAUGCGGUGGAUGAAGUUGAAUAUGCCACAACAGGUGCAUCAUUGCCCAUCAUUGCGGACAUUUCUCCGCCCACCAUUCAGAAGUUUCGUUGCACCGAAGUCAUAUCAACAAAACACUCUGUAGUGAGUUGUUCGUGGAUAUCAAUAGAGGAGGAGAGUAAGUUGAAGCAAAUAACAACAAGUAUCGGUUCCAGGGAGCUGUCUGAUGACAUCAUCAAAAACACCACUUUGCCAUCUAACAUAAAUACGUGGACGGUUGAUGUUAAAAACUCUUCUAAGCUUGAAUAUAUGUCCAAAAUUUAUGCCACCCUCACUGUUACAAAUGUAUUGAAUCAGUCUCUAACAGAAACGUUUCAGAUCGAGAUUGAUUCAUCAGCGCCUUUGAUUGAAAACGUUGCAUUUGUUACCUGGACAAAUCCUAACAAAGAACGCUUUAAGCAGAUUUGUCAACAGCCAUGGACAUACGUAGAUGUAAAUAUAUCGGUAUUAGAUGAUAAAGAAUCUGGUAUAGAAAGAGCUGAAAUUUGUCUUGGAAGUAAACCUGGGUUGGAUGAUAUCAAGGACUAUCAAGAUCUGAGGGGAACAUAUAUUACCAUCGAUAACCUUGCUGUGUCCGCCGGAACAAAGAUUUUUGCCACCGUCAGAGCUUAUAACAAAGUAGGACUCCACAAUAUCGUGACAUCAGACCAAAUAACAGUGAGUCCUGAUCCUGUGAUUGAAGUAUUAGACGGUAAAGGCGAAAAAGAUAUUGAUUACCAAAGUGAUCUCCAUGUUAUUCAAGGAUCUUACCGCUACUCUGACAACUGUCCUAUCACGAGAGCUGAAUGGUCUGUCGAGGAUUUAACGGGGAAAACCAUACAAAAUUUUACAAUAAUACCAGGGAACGGCUUCUUAUUUUACAAUGAUGAGCUUAAUUUAAUGAACAAUGUUCACUACUUUGUCAAAAUUAAACUGACCGAUGCUUUAAAUCGCACUAAAACUGGUGUGUCAGAUGGCAUCACCGUAAGGAUCCAGCCCCCAUAUUAUGGAUCUGUCAGAGAUGGUCUUGAUAAUAUUGAUAUUGACUACCAAGAAUCAACAACAGUUCUGUCAGCAAACUGGGAUGCGUUUGGCGAUGAGCUAUCUGAUGAUCCUACGCAACAAAUUGAUCAUUAUGAGAUUUCCAUAGGAGAAGACACGAAAGACCAUACAACAAGAACUAACAUUCAUUAUUUUACAAAUGUCGGUUUGAACAAAAGUUACACAUUUACUGGUCUAAAUCUGACUUCAAAGAUAAUACUAUAUUUCGUAACUGUAAGAGGUUAUAGUAUCACAGGUGCUUAUGAGGAAAAUUAUUCAAAUGGUGUGCUAGUAGGGUAUCGCUUGGGUAUUAUCCCAGGAGCCAUAGAAACAAAUGUCGUCCAGAGCAGCGAAAGUGAAAUAUCUAUUUCAUGGACUGAUUUUCAAUCAGAUAUUGGGAUAAAUGAGUACUCGGUUGCUGUUUCUAGUAAAUUCGUUACACUGAGUAAUAAAACCUUUUCAUGCUCUGACAUUCUAAAGGUUUCUUCGCUUUUUGAUAUUGUAAACUUAACAAGAGUCGGGCUUAAUACUUACGUAACUUUUACAAACCUAACUCUAAAUCACGGGAUGCUCUAUUACAUUACGGUAAUUGCAAGUGAUGAAAUUGGGCAAUGCUCUUCUUCCCAAAGCAAUCCACUUCUUGUUGACACGACGCCACCAGCUGACGAUAACGUUACAUUCAUGAUAAAUAAUUGGAAUGUGAGUGGAUUGAAACAGUUUUAUGUGACAGAAUCAAAUGAAAUUGAAAUACAACUGUUAGAUCUGGAGGACCCUGAAAGUGGUAUAGACAUUAUUACUUUCCGUUUACAUGAAUACUUGGAUUGUCCAACAUCUGAGAAACAGAGAACGAUUGUUCUCAAAGAAAUUGAAGCCCUAACAGAUCCAAAAGUACGAAUGAAAAGCCUAGAACUACAUCCAAAUCAGUACUAUUACAUUGAAGUUACAGCAAGUAACAACGCUGGACUACAAACCCACUUGAGAAGUCCAAUAAUGUUACUUGACACUGGUUCACCUUUUGUCGGAACUUCAAAAAUUGGAAUCAAAUGGGAUCAUGAUCAAUUGUACCAAUCUUCCACAUCAACAAUUGAAGCCUUAACAGCUAUAGCAAGGACAGAAGAUGCAUAUCUUUGCGAUAACACUGAUACACUUUUUCCUUGCAAAGAUGAAUCUGGAUGGGAAACUUUAGUUGGUGACUUUUCCCCUGAAAAUGUAUUGAAAAAUAUAAACAAGUAUGUUCUCAAAAUUGGUUAUAACGUUCCCCUAACUAAAGUUCUAAAAAGUGGAAUAUCGCGUAAAAUCGGUGCAUUGUACGAAGGAAAAUUUUUUAUAUCGUUAUCAGCAGCAAAAGGAAAAAAUAUAACAACGUCAGUGAUUAUGUCAGCUUCAAAAGAAAAUCCAUAUUUCCCAGAAAUAUUUGUCCGACCUUAUCAAAGAAGUUUGGACGAUGUUACCUUUAAUAUUUCUAAAACUGAGCUUGUAAAUGAAACCAUUUCAAAUAAUUUGAACGGCACAAAUGUUCCAACAACAACAAAAUCCUUAACUCCUCCCAUUUUAGUUGUAAAUAAUCAAACUGGACCAACAUACGAGAACGUAGAUACAGAAAUUUCCCAUGGAUUUGGAUUCCAAGUUUUAGGGGAUCAACACAACGGAAGCAGGUAUUGGGACUGUCUGUUUUGGGCAAAAGAUACAUAUGGAGAAAUUCAUAAAUGGACCAAUAUAAAACGAAACCCAUUUGAAUCACAACUUGUGUAUAAUAUCAAGAUAACAAAAAGAGAACAAGAUAAAAGAGCUGUAUUGGAUUUGCAAUUUUUAAUUGACGGAGAGGAAAAGGCGAAUAUAUAUGGAUUGAGUGUUGAUGAUAAGGAAAUGAAUAUUUUCGUCCAAACAUGGAACUUAAAUAAUUAUCAGGAGCCGUUGAUAGAUCCCAUACAUCCGUAUAGAUCUCAAGCAACCCUUUCAAAAAUGAAAAUUCCCUCUAAUAAAACAAUGGAUUGCAUUCAUGGAACAGGUUUCUAUGACAGAGAAAGUGGGAUAGCAGAAAUAUGGGCAGGUGUGUCAGACAAUGUCGAUGAACCUGGUAAUGUCAAGAAAAUGGAGUUAUACAAGAGAAUGUGCACGCCUUGCAUGUUCAAUUGUAAUUUCAGCUGUGAUACAAAUUGUGCUUUUAAAGAUAAUAAGUUACAAGAAUUUGAAAUAAUACCAAUCAAACUUCACAAUUUAACUCUUACACCAACCAUUCUUUCGAAUGAUGGGUUAAAUGCAAGUGUGCAUACUGAAAUUCGCAAUAUAACACAAUACCGUGUCAAUUUGAAAAUGGUGAAUUUUGCCGGUCAGUCAGUGAUAAGUACUACAAACCCUAUUAUCAUCGAUACAACACCACCUGUUUGUGAGUUUGUCGAAUGUGUGGAUCCUGUAUUAACGGGAAUGGAAUCACCAACUCAAACACUGGGGUCUAAUAAGACAAUAGGUGCUUACUGGUCAUGCGAUGACAAUAUUAGUGGAAUAAAGAGUGUUUAUAUUAAAGUCGGAACUGCAAAUAAAGAUAGAGGCAAUAAAGAAGACGAAAACAAAUAUAAGCAAAAAGAUAUCGGUUCUGUUUCAAACGUUCGAGUCGAUUUGGAAGAUAAUAUAUACUUUGACGACAGAACAACUUAUUUUGUCAAUCUUUUGGUUUAUAAUGGUGCUGGUCUUUCAGCUAUGUACAGUUGUAAUGUUACAACGAUUCUUUCACCGCCUAACGUAUCAGCUAUUGACUCACAAAUAAUACAUUCCUCGGGAUUUGAUACUGACACUGGUGUUGGCUUUGUGGACACUUUGGACCAAUUCGGAAUUACUUGGAACAACAAGAAGAACGAUACAGAGUAUUAUAAGUGGCAAAUGGGAACCUAUAAAGGAAGUGCUGAUGUGAUCCCACCGACCAUUAUAGGAUUAACUAAAGAAGGAAGUGCACAGGUAAUUGGCGGUGAAUUGUGUUUAAAUGGCAACAAGACGGGAAAAUCUCUCGCUGCAUUAUCACCCAGCACCUGGAGAAAUUUUACAGAACAAGAAAUAAGCAACACAGAGAGCGAUUUUCGGUUUUUGUUGGAACCCGGUCGAUGUGUUUAUCUUUCCCUGAUAGCUGUUGGGUAUUCCAACUUAGAGGCAAAUAUAUCUACGCAACAACUUUGCUUCAAAAGAAAAGACAAAGAUUUGGUUAUUCAUAAUCAACAAAAAAAUAUAACGAUUAUUGGAUGGAGUUCUAAUGACAAGUUUGAGGAAGUACAGCAUGUUAUUGGAAACGAACAUGUUGUUUUACAAAUAACGGGUCAAGUAAUUGGAGCUACUGUAGGAGUCCUGUCUGAUGCAGAUCUGAACAACGAGUAUGGAUCAGCUUCGUCCUUUGAUUACAGGACGUAUCUAACUAAUCCUAAUACAACGAGCUGGCCAACAACGCGCGAAAUACGAAACAGAAUAAUAAUGCCGAUUGGGAUCAAUUUUUUUGUCGCCCCUACACCUGAAAUGGCUGUGGAAAAGAUUAAUGUUCACAUCAAGUACAAUCCUUUGGUAUAUCUUAACAACACAGUACCGGCGCUUCUUCUAUGGGAUAUCUACGCCUUCAAUUCUGAAACCAAAUCGUACGGAAUUUGGCGUCAUGUAGAAGAAAACUGUGGGGAAGAUAUUACGAAACCAAGACUUGAUGGAAACAUAUAUAAAACUCAGAUAUGCUUGCACAUCUUCCAAAACCAAUCACGGAAAAAGAGAUCAACAGCUGUAAAUGUAAUCCAUCCUUACCAGUUUACGCUAACAGCUAUGAACGUAUCGUAUUACAACUCCCCACCUGUAAUAGAUAUCGAUACAAUAGUGACAAAAGAAGAUACACCGAUUAUCAACUUCCUCAUACCUUAUCAUGAUGAUGACCUGGACUCAGUGCAGUUUUACUUGACAGAAAACCCUAGCUUCGGUGAUGCAAAUAUAACUUUAAAUGGAAGCCUAACGUACUAUCCAAAAACAAAUUUCUUCGGAAAUGAUAGCAUAAAAAUCAAACUGCAAGAUGAUGCAAGUUAUCCUGCAGUUGUGGAAACAACUAUGAGGAUUACUGUGACUGGGUUGAAUGAUAUGCCACUGUUUGGUUUCCUUUACAACAACUCAGCAUAUAAUGUAAUGGUAAACAAAAGUCUAGAGCUAACGUUCGAAGGCAACACGACAUCACACUAUUUGUUUGAUUUCGGCUUUGCAGAUGUUGACGACAAUGAAACCUUAUCGUUUUUAUCAAGCGUCACUAAUCCAAACAAUGUCAAUUUUUCAAUGAUUCGGAGUGAUGCAUCAUUGUUUAUUCCAGACUUGUUCGGAGAUUUUGAUAUAAGGACACAUCAGGAAUAUUCGGCAGAGAUGACAAUCAACAAAAAUUUUCACGGUGACUUCUUCUAUUAUAUUUUAGGGUAUGACAGCCAGAAAGUGUACACUGAGCGGUUAGAAACUCAUAUCUAUAUUCUUUGGUCACCAUGUGUUAACGGAAUUUGUUCUCCUAAAUUUAACGAUUCUCCACCAUGUGAAGAUGUCUCAAGAGCCGCUUCGUUUGAUUCAUACAAAUGUAACUGUUAUCCUGGAUAUGACGGUGAAUGGUGUGAAAGAGAGAUAAAUGAAUGUCUGCAGCAACCUUGUGGUAGUCUCUACAACUGUAUUAAUGAAAUUAACGACUACAGCUGUGUCAUAAAACCGGAAGCACUGGCAUGCCUGAUUUUAUCUGGAUUGUUUGUAAUUAUCAUAAUUGGCAUAAUAUAUAUUCGCUAUAGGAAUAAUAAGAAGAAUUCCAGGGAGGAACUUCAAGAUGAAUUUGAAGAGAACAACUUUGGCGAAUUCGACAAUGAAUUAUUUUCUGAUGACGACAUUUUGCCUACAAAAACGGUCCCACCUUGUGACACACACUUCUGCUCCAGAUUGGCAGAAUCAGAAACAAUACCGUUUUACCAGGAGAACCCAGGGCCGUCACACAACGGAGGUUUCGAAACGUCGGAAGCACCAAAUGGUACUACAAUGAAUGACCAAAAUGUAACGGCGAUAAAAUGGCCUCAAAGCAAAAGUAAGAGCCCAAUGCAAAAGGUGGGCUUCUUUUACCCUGACUUUUACAACAACGACGCUUUUUCGGCUUCUGAUGAUUACUUCGACGACGAACCGAAAAACAUAGAUAGUAGUGUCAUUACUUCGGGAGACGGUUCUUCAACGCCUUCUAGUGGUUUGAAAAAGAGUCUUCCAUUGCAAAACACAGCAACAGUCCAUAAUACGUUCUACAGACCGUUUUUCCAUGAAAACCCCAGACCAGUUUUUAAAGAUCCUAUUCCAAAACCCCACUUCAUACGACCACUAGACGGGAGGCGUCAUUCAACUUCAGAGCAAACCACAACAGCUAAAUCUGGAAAAACCUCAAAAAAGCGAAGACCAAAAGAAACAAACGAAGAAUUCUUCGAACACCCAUAUCCUGAUUUGCCUGAUAAGUUCAAUUUUGCUGAUGAAAUGAAGACAUAUAACUCGCACAUCCUUCGAGUUGCAUCUCCUGAUGAGAAAAAUCGUCGACGAUCGAAUUCCGUGGAUUCGAUAAACAGGACUGUUACUACCACACCUAUUGGUGUUGUGGAUAACAACAUGUUUUCAGAAUGCUGAAACAGUAAAAUAAAAAUAAAACAGACUCAGAAUGAUACGGGCUCUUCACAAUAUACUGGUUUGUGUCAUUUAACGAUAUCAAAAACCUGUUUACAACAUGUAUAUUUUUUGUUUCAAAUUUCAAUUAAAAGAAUGAUUAAUUUAAAAAAAAAUGAAAAUUGUACUGGCGUUUCAAAACAUACUGUUUUGUGUCAUUUAACGGUAACAACAAUCUGUAUACGAUAUUUUGUUUUUGUUUUGAAAUUCGAAAUUUUAAUAUAAAGUAUGGUUUAAAAUGUAGGGAUGUUUGUUCCAUACAUAUUUUAAAGAUCUUAUUUCAAGAUUAACAUCCAGUGGCUUGUUGUUUUUAAUUAUUGUGAUUCAGUUUAUUUUUUGUGUGGUUGGAUUUUUGGGGUUUUAUAUUUAUUUAGUUCUGUAGCACAUGCCUUUGCAGUACAUGAACAUCCAAAGAGGAUUUGUGUUUGUCCAUUAAGAUACUGUGUAAUCUAAUAUUUUUAUAUCGUGUAGGAAUAAUCUACUUGUAGUAUGUUUGUGUAGCACUAUCUAUAAAUUAUGUUGAUUUUGAAAAGUUCCCGCCGACCUUUAAAAAUUUUGUAGAUACUACCGGAAUCAUUUGGUGUUUGAUUUUGAUGGCAUUUAUUAGCAUUAUUUUUUUUCUUCUGAUUGUUUUCCGAAAUAAGAAAAUAUUUAAAGUAUAGACUUUAAAUUCAGAUAUAAACUCUAUUAGUGAAUAUUCCAUAUUGACAUAAAGCUGUUCGCCUCUAAACAAUUUUGUAGUUUUAGUUUUGAUUAGCAAAUAAUUAUCACUCGGAUCUAUAAAACAAUAAAAGAAAUAAUUUUU
This is a messenger RNA of Magallana angulata, 16351 nucleotides long. RefSeq lists its product as uncharacterized. NCBI's taxonomy places the organism in Eukaryota, Metazoa, Mollusca, Bivalvia, Ostreida, Ostreidae. Gene Ontology annotation, molecular function: calcium ion binding; lipid carrier activity; protein binding. Bases 1 to 15510 code for a protein of 5169 amino acids. The record is from RefSeq and is a predicted model, not a curated record. Gene Ontology annotation, biological process: lipid transport. The transcript has 51 exons.